AUGUUUGCUGGCGACAUAGGGUUCGUAUUUUUAGUUGUUCCUGAUGUAGUUCCCGAUUUCAUAGUUCCCGACUUCAUUGUUCCUGAGUUCGUUGUUCCUGAGUUCGUUGUUCCUGAUGUAGUUCCCGACUUCAUAGUUCCUGAUUUCGUUGUUCCUGAGUUUGUGCUUGCUGGCUUCACAGUUCCUGGUGUAGUAUUCGAGUUUGUUUUCGGUUGCUUCGUUCCUGGUGUAGUAUUCGAGUUUGUUUUCGGUUGCUUCGUUCCUGGUGUAGUAUUCGAGUUUGAUUUCGGUGGUUUCGUGCCUCCUGACUUCGUACCUGAGCCUCCUACCUUCGUCCCCGAGCCUCCUCCCUUCGUUCCCGAGCCUCCUCCCUUCGUUCCCGAGCCUCCUCCCUUCGUCCCCGAGCCUCCUCCCUUCGUCCCCGAGCCUCCUCCCUUCGUCCCUGAGCCGCCUGACUUUGAAUUUGCUCUUGGAACAAUCAGAAAGCCGUUGUUAGGAUUGUUGUAA
Messenger RNA from Colletotrichum higginsianum IMI 349063, 507 nucleotides. RefSeq lists its product as uncharacterized. The record is from RefSeq and is a predicted model, not a curated record. The transcript has a single exon. The coding region runs from base 1 to 507 and encodes 168 amino acids. NCBI's taxonomy places the organism in Eukaryota, Fungi, Ascomycota, Sordariomycetes, Glomerellales, Glomerellaceae.